Molecule: messenger RNA, 632 nt
Organism: Pocillopora damicornis (cauliflower coral)
Lineage: Eukaryota; Metazoa; Cnidaria; Anthozoa; Scleractinia; Pocilloporidae
Product: superoxide dismutase [Mn], mitochondrial
Biological process (GO): superoxide metabolic process
Cellular component (GO): mitochondrion
Molecular function (GO): manganese ion binding; superoxide dismutase activity
Source: RefSeq, a predicted model, not a curated record
CAGGUAACCCUCGAACCUAGUUUUCCUUCCUACUCACGUCUCAGAGCACCUCCAUCAAAUGCGUUCAUGUUCUGAAGAUGAUUUCACGAAGUUCCAGGGGCUUUUGUUCCUUAAAGAAGUUAUUUCCUGUCGUGAUUGGAGGGUCAUCUAGAGCCAAACACACCCUUCCCGAUUUGCCGUACGAUUACGAUGCUUUACAGCCUACAAUCAGCGCAGAAAUUAUGCAACUUCAUCACCAAAAGCAUCAUGCAACUUAUGUGAACAACUUGAAUGUAGCUGAAGAAAAGUUUGCUGAGGCUCAAGCCAAAGGUGAUACCAGUGCUAUGAUAUCACUCCAGCCAGCCUUGAAAUUCAAUGGAGGAGGACAUAUUAAUCACUCAAUAUUUUGGACAAAUCUCUCACCUAAUGGUGGAGGUGAACCAACAGGAGCCUUAAUGGAAGCAAUCAAUGAAGACUUUGGUUCGUUUGAAAACUUUAAAGAGAGGUUCAGUGCAGCAACUGUGGCCGUGCAGGGCUCAGGAUGGGGUUGGCUGGGUUAUAGCAAGGCUGACAAGGGCCUGGUGAUCACCACAUGUGCUAACCAAGACCCCCUUCAGGCAACCACAGGUAAUAGCUAGUAAAAUUAUAAUGGU